Messenger RNA from Cephus cinctus (wheat stem sawfly), 4437 nucleotides. RefSeq lists its product as uncharacterized. The record is from RefSeq and is a predicted model, not a curated record. The transcript has 3 exons. NCBI's taxonomy places the organism in Eukaryota, Metazoa, Arthropoda, Insecta, Hymenoptera, Cephidae. Bases 45 to 3656 code for a protein of 1203 amino acids. Gene Ontology annotation, cellular component: lysosome. Gene Ontology annotation, molecular function: cysteine-type endopeptidase inhibitor activity; cysteine-type endopeptidase activity.
UAAGGACCGAAGCAUCAGUUGGCGCGCGACGCAGAGCCAGAAAGAUGGCAGAUCCGGGGAUCAGAGUGUUUAGUCGUGCGCUUCUCUUUGCGGUGCUUUUCCUUCAUGUAUUUUCAAAUCCUGUUAAUAUACCGUUGCAGAGUGUCUCUGAUCUCUUAAUACAAAGUGCUCUAAAUUCUCUGAAUGAAGAUUCCCCUACCCGACACACGUACAAGGGUGGUAACCUCAUUAGUGCGCAGAAAUUGUUAGAGCCGCCAUAUGUCAUCUACAGGCUGACCUUAAAUCUUGAACCAGAAUGCGAUGGAGACUCAUCCUCCUGUCCUAGAGAAGCUUGCGCCAUUAAUCUGAAACAACACGAGCUUGGUGUAAUAGAAGUUCAACAAAGCUCGAUACAAUGUAUGUACUUGUAUCCUCAAGUACAAGAGGACGAAGUCAACAGAGUACAACAGAUGCAACAGGAAAGUUCCCUGGAUAUGAAUCUACAGGAUCAAGAUGUCAUCGAGAGUUUGGAUAAACAGAUUCUGAAUCAGAGCGUAGAAUUGGAUCAUGAGGUCCAAACUGCUGCUGAUCAAAAUGAUGAACCAUUUAUAGCUGUACGAGCAUCCAAUCUGAAAUACUGUCCAGGAUGCCCGUACGAACUAAAUCCUACUUUACCUGGACUCUCUGCCUUUGCAGAACAAGCGGUACAAUCAAUGGACGAAGCAGGUCAGACAGAUUACAAACAUAAACUGGUGAGCAUCGUUAGAGUAACACGUGCUGUACCACCAGGUUCUAACGUAGUACAAUAUAACCUCUUGUUAGAGAUUGGAGAAUCUAACUGUUUGAACAGUACUCCAAUCGACAGAUCUGAAUGUUCAUUGCAGUCCAAUAUACCUAUCAAGUUGUGUCAAGUAACCUUUGAGGAACGACCUUGGCAGGAAAAUAGUCGUCAGAUAACAAAGAACAAUUGCACAGAGGGUCAAGGAGUAGAAAAUGAGCUAAGCUCGAGCAUAAGUCCAAAUAUAGCUGCAGAUUCUCUCGUUUCGUCUAGACUGAACAAUCAACAAUCUGUGCAGGAUGUUCUUGUUAAAACGAGCAAUUAUGACCAGCUCACUCAGGAAACAAAGACCGCUACUUACGGAAGUCUAAUAGAUGAACUCUUUGGGAAUCCUGUAAACACCACCGUUGUUGAAAUCACGACCGAACAAACAGGUACUCUAGUAACGGAGGAAACUCUCACGAAAAUAGUAUUAAAUAAUGAUAAUAAGAAAGAAGAAGCAGUGUUUUUUAAUGAUAAAUUCAAAGAAUUUGAUGAGUUUUUGGAAGACUUCAAUGUGUCCGUUAAUACAGAAGUAUCAACCCUAUCAAGCACUGGAGUGCCAGUCACGGAAGAAGUUAUUGUGGCUGUAAAAGUGAACGAAGAGAAUAUUCCAACUAAAGCCAGUUCCAAAGACAACAAGCAAACUCAAGUAACAAAUUUGAACACCUAUGAACUUAAUAAUUCCCAUUCCGAAUCAAACUCUAGUGAAGAAGUCCAAACCUCAGGAAUAGUACAAGUAAAAGAUAGUUCAGAGGAGUCUCAUGAGUCUGCUGAAAGCAAAGAAUUACCAGUUGCAUUAAACAGGAAGAAAAGAGCUCUGUCGAGCAAGUUGCCUCAAUCUGAAAUUAACUUCAUAAAUGAAUUAGCUAAGAAGGCUGUGGAUAUCCUAGAUGAUAUUGAUACUGACAGUGACAAGAGAAUCAUCGUGGCUGUGGAAAAUGCAACGACAAUUUAUUCUCAUGGUAUAAUUUACCGUAUCACUAUGUUAAUAGCGAGCACAAGUUGCGACGAGAACUCAAGACACGAACUUAAUUGCAACAAUAAAAUUAUACCGCCGAGAAAACGAUGUAAAAUAGAAGUACAUCUCGACGGAAAGAGGUUGUUGCAUACUGCUAAGGUUGCAAAAUCUUCCUGUUGUGAUUUACCGGAGGAAGUGAAUAAUCAUGUAACCCGUAGAAGACGAGGAAUAUCCGGUGGAGUGAAUGCCAUAAGCGUAAGCGAUCCUGAGGUACUGAAAUAUGCUAGCAUGGGACUUGAGACAUUCUCAGCUAAUUUCGAAGGCCCAAACGAGCCGAUUCUCGUGGAGAUCCAGGAAGCCAGUGUACAGGUAGUCGCUGGGAAUCUGUACAAGAUAAAGGUCAAGCUGGGUACUAGUAACUGUCCAAAGGGUACCAAGAACAAUUGUGCAUUAAAACCAGAUUCUGAAACUAAAAUCUGUCUAAUAAAAGUGUGGUCCCAGCCCUGGUUAGACGAAGGAUCUCCUGAUGUAAAAGUCAAUUGCGAUCAGACGAGGAAAAAACGAGAAAUACCCGGUGGAGUGAAUUCCAUAAGCGUAAGCGAUCCUGAGGUAGUGAAAUAUGCUAGCAUGGGACUUCAGAAAUUCUCAGCUAAUUCUGAGGGUCCAAACGAGCCGAUUCUCGUGGAGAUCCAGGAAGCCAGUGUACAGGUAGUCGCUGGGAAUCUGUACAAGAUAAAGGUCAAGUUGGGUACUAGUAACUGUCCAAAGGGUACCAAGAACAAUUGUGCAUUAAAACCAGAUUCUGAAACUAAAAUCUGUCUAAUAAAAGUGUGGUCCCAGCCCUGGUUAGACAAAGGAUCUCCUGAUGUAAAAGUCAAUUGUAAUCAGACACCCAGAAGAAAGAGGUCACUGCGUGGUGUGAAUUACUCUUUAAAAAUGAUGAAUCAAGCAAAAUAUUUUAAGUAUGAAAAAAUGUUUCAACAAUUCACACAAGAUUUUAAUAAGACAUAUUCUUCUUCAAAGGAGAGAAAGAACCGCUUCGAGAUCUUUAAGAAAAAUUUGAAUGUCAUUGAGGAACUACAGAAAAACGAACAAGGUACUGCUAAGUACGGAAUAACAAUGUUUGCAGAUUUAAGUACAAAAGAAUUCAGGAAGAAAUAUUUAGGCCUCAGACCGGAUUUAAAAUUGGAAAAUCACAUACCAAUGCCAAUGGCUGAGAUACCAGAUAAUAUAGAAUUACCAACUGAAUUCGACUGGAGAGAUCGCCAUGUGGUGACAGAGGUUAAGGAUCAAGGACAGUGCGGAUCAUGCUGGGCAUUUUCUGUCACUGGUAACAUUGAAAGCUUGUAUGCAAUUAAGUACAAAAAGCUUUUAUCCCUCUCCGAACAAGAACUGGUAGAUUGCGAUACCUUGGACCAAGGCUGCGGCGGUGGUCUCCCAGACAAUGCCUACAGAGCAAUAGAGAAUCUUGGUGGUCUGGAAUUAGAAAAAGAUUAUCCAUACGAAGCUGAGAAUGAAAAAUGCCACUUUAAUAAAAGCAAAGCCAAAGUGGUAAUUACAUCCGCUGUAAAUAUCACCUCGAAUGAAACUCUGAUGGCUAAAUGGUUAGUGUCGAAUGGACCAAUUUCAAUUGGGAUAAAUGCAAAUGCUAUGCAAUUCUAUAUGGGAGGAGUAUCUCAUCCCUACAAAUUCUUAUGCAGUCCGGAUAACCUAGAUCAUGGUGUUCUGAUCGUUGGCUACGGUAUACACACAUAUCCGCUGUUCAACAAGAAAUUACCAUACUGGACGAUAAAGAAUAGCUGGGGCCCGAGGUGGGGUGAACAAGGUUACUACAGGGUCUAUCGUGGAGACGGAACCUGUGGCGUUAACCAAAUGGCUUCGAGUGCCAUAGUUGCUUAAACUUCUAUUUAAUGCUAAAUACUAAACUAAUAUAUUCCCAGAAAUAACGAAUAACCUAUUAAAAUUUCUAGAACGUUUGGUCUAACUUAUAUGAAAGCAUUGAUACUGUCUAACUGCACUUACAAAUUGCAGUGAUCCAUCGGAACAAUGGAUUGCUUGUUUAGAAGCUACAGUAUGUGUGUGUAUAUAUAUAUAUACACAUAUAUAUAUGACUUAUAGUGAUACAAACUAUAUGACAAUUGCUUUCUAAAAGCUUCUCGAUGAUCAUUCUACGUGGAUUUUUAGAAGUUCGACCUCGUUCGUGUUCUCACUUACGAUAUUAGAAAAAUAGGGUAAAAUAUUAUUGUAAUAUUAUAUAUACUUUUAUACGUAUAUCGUGCCAAGUUUUAAUAAUCGUUGAACUUCUUAAGCUUGUUUAAAAAAAAAGUUACUGACAAUUUGAUCUUUAUGUUACAUAUUUAAGAGAUACUGACACAACAAAGGAUCUAUUAGCAGUAAAAGAAAAUUAAGCGCUAUGAUAUUGGGGGAUCGUCAUCACAACGAACCAACCUAAAACUAGAGUUUUCAAGGUUUACUUAAUUCUCUGUGAAAAGCACAAAACUGAUAAAGACGACAGCGUUUUAUUUAAGAUACUUCAUAAAACAAUGAAUUAUUACGCAUUUCGUAUUUUAAAUAACUGUAAGACAGUUAACACCAACAUGGCUGAUCAUGAUAGGUCUGUUCAGUAUCUAAAAUUGUGAUAUUUUUUCAUUAAUUAAUAAAGAUUAAUAAUUAUUAUUAA